Chlorocebus sabaeus (green monkey) is the source of this 4029-nucleotide messenger RNA. The record is from RefSeq and is a predicted model, not a curated record. Lineage: Eukaryota; Metazoa; Chordata; Mammalia; Primates; Cercopithecidae.
UAUAGUUAAAUGUGAUACUAUAUGCAAUUUCCCACAUGAGUAGAAGUUUUGUAUACACAUGAGGAUAAAUGACAGCAUAGUAAUCAGUGUAGAAGAGAUUUGAAGAGAGAGAAAGUACUGGAUUCCCCAGGCAUGGAAUGACAUGAUCCAGAAUGAGGACUCCUCUUGGGGCCAAGUCAAAGAAUUAGCAAGAACUGGGUUCCCAAAGGCCCUUGGGGUGGAUGGACUAAUUAGAGAAGUCUGCAGGCAGUCACAUGCCAUAACUUGUGCGCUGACUAUCCACUGAGCAAUUCCAGGAUGCUGCCUGAUCUGUGUCCCUUUCCGAAGGGCUGCUCUGUGGGUCAAGUGAGUGAAUGCCAAAGGAAGACCACACAAGCUUCAGAAAAUCCAUUUCCAGAAGCAGAUUUGUUUACCAGCUGGGAAGGCAUCCACUAAAACAGAAGGAACAAAAGAGGUUUUCUUUACGAACUGGUCCCUGACCCUUGUUUUUAGCAAGGGUUCCCAUUUUCUUUGGCAAGCCUUUUUCCUGCUCUGUGGCCAAGUACAACAGAGCUGGCAGAGAGAAUAUCCUCACUGGUUGUUUAAGGCUGGAGGCUGAGGUCAAGUAUGUCAUUCAUUAUAAGAUGGAAGUUUAGGGACGUACAAAUAAAGCAGCACGUUUACCUAAAAAUUCAACAAUUUCUCCAGUGUUACAUUUGAAAAAACAGUCGCUAACUUAAAAUUCGUCAUUAUGAUACAGAAGCAGCAAUUUGAGUACUAUCAGCUACUUGAUAGCUUCUUGUUUCCUCCACAGUGCAAACUCUCUCAUUCUAAAUGAAACUCACUUUCGGCCAAGUUAGUUUGCAGAAUUACUCUCCUAUGAUGGCACAGAAAUCACAAGGGUCUGACAACCUUCAAGAAGGCAAGGAAAAGAGCAAGAGAGACAUCCUGAAGUGCACCAAGAGCAUGUGGGCUCCACUGGAUGAGCGGCUACCCCCUGACCCUGAGGAGGAAAGCCAGGGUCCCACCAUCCCCAUGCUGGAAGAUUCCAAGCAAGAAAGUAUUCAGCAGUGGCUGGACUCUGGAUUCUUUGUCUCUGCAAAUGAAAACUUUCAACGAGUCAUUGACCGCACUGUUUCUUUGUGUGAACAAGGGAUGGUUCAAAUGACUGUGAAAGACUACAUGAGAUCUUUGCAUCAGUUUUCAGAAACUCCCACCCUAUCCAGAGGGACCAGUUUCAACUCUUGCUAUUCUACUGCAAGUGUACCACAAAGCAUUCCUGAAUGGCUGGAAUUUUGGGAGAAAGAUCCAGUGGAGAUUCUCUUGGAUCUGGGAUUUGGUGCCGAUGAGCCAGACAUCUGCACGCAAAUCCCAGCCAGAUUCCUUGGUUGUGGCUCAGCAGCCAGGGGGAUCAACAUCCGUGUUUUUCUUGAAGCUCAAAAGCAGCGAAUGGACAUUGAGAACCCCAACUUGUACGGCCGUUUCCGACAGCUGGAAAUCCUGGACCAUGUGACCCAUGCCUUCUCAUCUUUGCUGAAUGAUGUCAGCAUCCUGCCAAACGGAGCUGAAGAGAAAGCUGGAGGAGAGAGUGUGCAAAGAACCUCAGUGAGUGCCACCAAAGAGCAUCGAAGAAGGAUGGGUAAACUUAUAAGGAGAGCUUCAAAACAGAACAUCAGGAGGGAUUGUAACCCAGAGGCAUCAGAGUCCUUCAAGAUGAAAGAUGAAGUUUUUAUCCCCUUUACAAAACCAUGGGAGUGUGGAGCAGAGCUAGCAGCAACCUCAAUCAAGCACAAGCAAAAUCAUUUGUCUUUGUCAGUAGAACAUCAGUCUCUCCAAGCCUGUGAUGAUUUGCUACCUUAUCCUCCCCGCGAUCUUCUGGGCAAGCAAUGGCCUUACUCAUCUAUGCCAGCCAAGCAGAUUGCUCCUUCCUGUGUGUCUGAGGGGUCAGUCAAGGGCAAAACUCAGAAGGAGAACUUAUUUCAGACUAACAAGCUCAAGUGCUUUUCUCGUCUUGCGGGUAAAGGACCAGACUCGUUUGAAAUGGAAGAGGUCCAGAGCUUUGAAGAAGAGACUGGUAAUCCUCUUGACAUGACUUCAGGAACUGUAGGUGCCAGGGUGGACAGAGCAAAUAGCUGCCAGUCUGACAGCAGUGGGUUCCUGGAGGAGCCACUGGAACCGCUGCCCCUCCAGAUGCCUUCCUUGCCAAGCAGCCAGAGUCCUGCUAAGAAUGGAGGUAGAAAACCAAGAGAUCAGAGUCACAGCAUAGGAUCAUCCCAGGACUGUCAACUAGAGUCAGAUGGGCCAGAUUCCAAGAGUAGGGCAAGUGCAUCUUUUUCAAGCCAAGACACGAGUGCCUUGGAAGAAAAGGCCUCAGCAUCUGUGGUGGAGGAAGAGUUUCUGCUUGAGGCCAUGGAGGAGCCACCAGAGCUGUAUAUCCCAGACAUGGCCUGUGCCAAGACCACCAUGAGGGGAGAACACCCAAGGAAAGACAGCCAUCUGUGGCAGCUUCUGCCAAUGUCCCACAAUGAAUAUGAGGUUACUGGAUCCACAGCCACUUCCAAAUAUGAUCAUCCUCUGGGGUUUAUGAUAACCCACAUCACAGAAAUGCAGGACAGUUUUCUGAGGCCUGAGGGGGCUGGCGAAGUGCAAAGCCACCACUAUGAGUCUCAGAGAUCACCUGGAAAUGAUCAUACUCAAGACAAGUUCCUUCAUGUUGACUCUGAGGCCCCAAGAGAAGAGGAAAGCAGUGGACUCUGUCCUGACACCAACCACAGCUUACUGGCACCAGAAAGCUCAUCACAGUGUAUCCCCAAGCACAGUGAAAUCAUACCUUAUGCAACUGACCUUGCUCAAAAAUCUGAAAAGCCCAUUCUCCACCUCCAUAAACUGCCUGGAGAUCCUGCCCAGGUGAAGUCAAGGUCUUGUACUUUGGGUCAGAUACUACCUAGGCCAGAAGCUGAGAUGGAAAACCUUCCUCUAAAUACUGGCAGCUCCAGGUCUGUAAUGACCCAGAUGUCCUCCAACCUGGUGUCAACUGCUCAGGGUGCUGUGUCCUUGGGGACUUGUCCCAGAGGAACAUCUUUAGAAUGCACUAUGUGUGAUCCUGUUACCACAACAGAACCAAGACUGGGGACAGAAGCAAGACAGUACAAUGAUGCUUCCAUUCAGACUUUUGUAUGUGAGCCCAGGCCCUGGCAUUUCUGUUCAGUUCCAAGCAACAAGGCCUUGACACAUGGGCCCCAGCCCCUUACCAAAUCCGUCUCUCUAGACUCAGGCUUCCCUAGUAUCUGCCCAUUGGGCACCUGCCAUGCUAUACCCGCCCACUGCUGCAUCUGCUGUCAUCACCACUCCCACUGCCACUGGAAGAGGCAAAGCCCUGGCCUUGAACCUUCAGUCUGCAGGCACUCCCUCUGCUCACUCACUGGUCACCGGGAAGCCCAGUUCAUGACGACUUUGAAAGCCCUUCAGGACACUACAGUGAGGGAGCUAUGUUCCUGCACAGUCCAUGAGAUGGAAGCCAUGAAGACGAUAUGCCAGAGUUUCCGGGAGUAUUUAGAGGAAAUUGAACAGCACCUUAUGGGACAGCAGGCCCUCUUUUCCAGGGACAUGUCAGAGGAGGAAAGGGAGGAGGCCGAGCAACUGCAAACAUUACGUGAGGCCCUGAGGCAGCAGGUGGCAGAGUUGGAAUUUCAGUUAGGAGACCGGGCUCAGCAAAUCAGAGAAGGGAUUUUACUGCAGCUGGAGGUUCUCACAGCAGAGCCACCUGAACACUACUCAAAUCUGCAUCAAUAUAACUGGAUAGAAGAAAGCAAUGGCCAGACUUCAUCUUCUAAAAUUCACCCAGGCAUGGUCCCAAGGCUGACUGUCUUUCCUCCCAGUGAUGGCCAGCAGGCUCCCUGUUCAGGUGGGACCCAGUUGGCUGCCUUCACUCCACCCACCUUGGAGAACAGCACCAGGAUGUCUCCUUCAUCAUCAGCUUGUACAAAGUUAGGUCCAACCCCUUUGUCAAAUUGUCCUGUUGGAGAAAAGGAUACAGAUGUCUUCCUCUAG